Molecule: messenger RNA, 2559 nt
Organism: Diospyros lotus (date-plum)
Lineage: Eukaryota; Viridiplantae; Streptophyta; Magnoliopsida; Ericales; Ebenaceae
Product: dolichyl-diphosphooligosaccharide--protein glycosyltransferase subunit 2
Exons: 20
Coding region: 147-2219 (690 amino acids)
Biological process (GO): protein N-linked glycosylation
Cellular component (GO): membrane; oligosaccharyltransferase complex
Source: RefSeq, a predicted model, not a curated record
CAAAUUGGGAAUUUACAGUAUAAAGCAUCUCGUUCUCGAGUUCUCGACCCAUCCGUCUCCGGGCGCAGUCGAAGCAAGUCAUCCACCGAAGAGUCAUAGUGGCUUAGAUCCUCUCUCACACUGACCGAUCCUCCGAAAAUAUCCGGAUGGCCAGAAAUACUGGAUUUCUGGUUAUACUAUGUAUAACAUUGGUCUGCGAGGCGGCCGCCUUUGACCCGAUCUCGGACUCUCACCGAUCUGCUGCACUAGAGCUCUUCACGCCAGUUGAUGGAUCUUUUGGAAGCUUAGAAGAAGCAUACGAAGCCUUGAGAACAUUUGAGACUCUUGGAAUCGGAAAGGAGCUUGAUAUAAGGACUCGCACUUGCCCCCUGGUGGUGGACACUAUUCAGUCUUCAUCUUCACUUUUAAAGGAUUUGUUUUAUGCACUGAGGGUCAAUGCAUUAUUAAAAUGCAAGAUUGAUGAGAAAGUCUUUGCGGAUGUUGCUUCAAGACUUAAAGCUUCUCUCCAGGAUGCUAAUUCGUUACUCGAUUUUUACUACCCUGUAGGAAGUUUGAUGAGUAUUAAGGAUCAAACCUCUGAAGUUGAUGUGCUUCUUCCUGAUGCUGAUGGUAUUUUCCAGUCAAUAAAGGCACUCAGCCAAAGUGAUGGAAGGUGGCGCUAUAGUUCCAGCAACCCUGCAUCAAGUUCUUUCGCUGCUGGUGUAGCACUUGAAACACUUGGUGGAGUUUUCUCACUAGCAACUUCUGAGAUUGACCAAACCAAGAUUGGAGCACUUAGAAGUGGUGUAGUCAAGCUCUUUGACAGUGUUGAGAAAUAUGAUGAUGGGGCCCACUACUUUGAUGAGAAACGUGUUGAUGGGCAUGAACAUCAGGAUCCUCUUUCAGCCACUUCAUCUGUAGUUUGUGGGCUGACAGCUUUUGCUACAGCUACUUCUGGAAAUUUAAAUCUUCCAGGCGAGAAAGUAUUGGGUUUGGCGAAAUUUUUUCUUGGCAUUGGAAUCCCUGGAAAUGCGAAAGACUUUUAUAACCAAAUUGAUGCAUUAGCUUGCUUGGAAAGCAACAGGGUUUCCAUUCCGCUGAUUUUGUCACUUCCAGCUACUGUCCUUUCACUGACUAGAAAAGACCAGCUCAAGGUCCGUGUGAAUACUGUACUGGGAUCUAUACCACCACCUCUAUCAGUAAAACUUGUGCAAGCAUCCACCUCUGGGUCAAAGGUUGUUUCAGUAAUUGAGAGCCAGGAACUAAAGUUUGAUCCAGAAAAUGAUGUUCAUGUCUUGGAUGCUUUUCAUGGAACCGUUGAUGUAGGCAACUAUAUUUUUACAUUUGAGAUUGCAUUACAUGAUUCAGAGCACAAGAAAAUUUAUGCAACUGGAGGUCAAAUCAAAGUACCAGUAUAUGUCACAGGAAUUAUCAAAGUUGAGAAUGCAGAAAUUGCAGUACAUGACAGCGAUCUUGGAAGUGUGGAAACUCAGAAAAAGCUAGAUUUAUCUGCAGGAAAAGCUCUUUCUUUAUCAGCCAACCAUCUACAGAAGCUGCGCCUAUCCUUUCAAUUGAUGACUCCUCUGGGCAAACCAUUUAAACCACAUCAGGCUUUUCUGAAGUUGAGACAUGAGACUGAAGUUGAGCACAUCUUUGUCCUGGGGAAGUCUGGGAAACAGUUUGAGAUAAUAUUAGAUUUUCUUGGACUGGUUGAGAAGUUUUUCUACCUCUCCGGUACAUAUAAUAUUCAACUUUCUGUUGGUGAUGCUGUCAUGGAGAACUCUUUCGUACUGGAGCUAGGCAAUAUUGAAUUAGAUCUCCCAGAACCACCUGAGGGGGCUGCACGCCCCCCUUCUCAUCCUAUUGAUCCUCUUUCGAGAUAUGGACCCAAAGCUGAGAUAACCCACAUCUUCAGGACCCCAGACAAGAGACCACCAAGAGAGCUUUCUCUUGGCUUCCUAGCCCUUGUUCUCGUGCCAUUCCUUGGAUUCUUGAUUGGGUUACUUCGGCUCGGCGUAAACGUGAAGAACUUCCCUAAAUCGACCAUACCUGCCACAUUUGCCAUUUUGUUCCAUGUUGGCGUUGCAGCAGUUCUCAUACUCUAUGUGCUUUUCUGGUUGAAGUUGGAUCUGUUCACAACUUUCAAAGCACUUGGCUUCUUGGGAAUCUUCUUGAUGUUUGUUGGACACCGAACUCUUUCGCACCUAGCCUCAACAUCAGCCAAGUUGAAGUCUGCUUGAGAAAAAUGCUUGUGUUUGCAGGAAAAGCAUUCAUUCAAACCAAGGAAACAGACCCUCUUCCAUCUAGAGAGACGUGUGAGCCAUCUUGAUUCAAUUUUGUCAUAGGAUUGCUAACUGUUUAAAGUUCAGAGUAGUACACAAUUGAAGUGAAACGUCCUCUUGAUCCAUCCAUAUGAUGUCCCAUUGUGGUGGGGUUUUAGACAAUAUUUAAGGAAUAGCAACGGUCUACAGUGACCUCUUAUGAUUUUCAAUUUAAUAAUUAAAACUGUUAGCCAAUGAACUAACUACAUAGUUGCAGCGCCCCCUGGCUUGGUUAAAUAAAUUUGAUAGUAACUGGUAA